Messenger RNA from Phialemonium atrogriseum, 2546 nucleotides. RefSeq names its product putative plasma membrane fusion protein prm1 protein. The record is from RefSeq and is a predicted model, not a curated record. The transcript has a single exon. NCBI's taxonomy places the organism in Eukaryota, Fungi, Ascomycota, Sordariomycetes, Cephalothecales, Cephalothecaceae. Gene Ontology annotation, cellular component: mating projection tip. Bases 193 to 2397 code for a protein of 734 amino acids.
CUUCUUUUCCUGACGAAUCUCAUUUGUGAAUUCCUACGGUUCUUCUCUCUCCUUCGCCGUCUCCCAUAAUAUCUCGAUUUAUUAAUUCCUCGAGUAAUCUCCAAAACACACUCCAAGCCUCUUCAGCUUUUAGACCGCUUGGACGCCUUCUUCAGCUGGACUGAGAACUCGCUCCUUAAACAUCAUGAAAUAAUGGCCUCCAAGGACAGGUCUGGGGCCGCUUGGCCUGACGUUCCCCCUUCCCUCAACCAUGAAUCUGUCGAGAUGGCCAGCCUAGGCAAGGAGCAACUCCUGCCCCACGCCGAUACGGCCCCAGGCGUCACGCCGUAUCUGGGCCUCCGCGCAAGGCUAUCGCAGAUCUGGCUCAACAGGUGGACGAUAUUACUACUCCUCGUUCUGGUCCGGGUACUUCUGCGGAUCGGCAGUCUCAACGACAAUAUCGGCGAUGCCAAGGUCAAGGCUCUGUCGUCGUGUACCAAGGUGGAGGAUAUUGGCAGCGCCAUGGCCUCGAUGCCGCACUACCUUUCCGUUGGAGUCAACUCUCUCGCGGCCGACGGCAUCAACAAGGCCAUCAGCGCAAUGGUCGAGGUCCUGAUGAUGAUCCUCACGGGCGUUGAGGCCCUCAUCCUCUUCGUCAUCAACAUGUAUGUCGGGACGUACGCCUGCCUCAUCGCCGCCUUUAUCCACGGCGGUUUGGAUGUUGGUGUCAGCGCCGUCGAGGGCGCCACCGACUUCAUGAACAAUGCCAUCGACAAGAUCACACAGUCCAUCUCGGACGACGUUGGCAAGAUCCAGAACGCCAUCAACAGUGCGUUCAGCACCAUCUCCAGCAGCGCCAGCAUUUUCGGUGCCAAUAUCGAUCCGCCAAAGAUCGACAUCACCGGGCACCUGGACGACCUCAAGAACAUCCAAGUCGACGAUACCAAGUUUGUCCAGGACCUGAUACAGCUCAACAAGACCAUCCCGACCUUUGACCAAGUCAAGAAUUUCACCGAGCACGCCAUCUCCAUCCCCUUCGACCUGGUCAAGACCCAGCUCAACAACAGUCGUUCGGGCUGGGCCUUUGACAAGUCGAUUUUCCCGGUCGCCGAGAAGCAGGCACUCAGCUUCUGCUCCGAUAACUCGUUUAUCAGGGAUUUCUUCCAGUCCAUGUUCGAGCUCAUCGCCAAGGCAAAGAUCACCUUCAUCGUCGUCCUCUCGAUCCUGGCCGUCGCCGCCUGCAUCCCCAUGGCGUACCUCGAGAUCCGCCGGUGGCGGCGGCAGCAGCGGGACGCCUACGUCUUCACCAAAUACGGCUACGACCCCAUGGACGUCAUCUACAUCGUCUCGCGGCCCUUCACCGCCAUCUGCGGCAUCAAGGCGUCGUCCAGGUUCUCCGGCCGGCGCCAGGUGCUGGUGCGGUGGGCCAUCGCGUACGCCACGUCGUUCCCGGCCCUCUUCGUGCUCUCCCUGGCGAUCGCGGGCUUCUUCUCGUGCCUGUGCCAGUACAUCCUGCUGCGGGCGAUCCAGAAGGAGGCGCCGGCGCUGGCGAGCCAGGUCGGCAACUUCGCCGAGGACGUGGUGACGACGCUGCAGGGGGUGUCGGUGCGGUGGGCCAACGACGCCAACGGGGUGGUAGGCCACUUCAACGACGAGAUCAACAACGACGUGCUAGGCUACGUGGUCAACGCGACGGCGGCUGUCAACGACACGCUCAACACGUUCGAGACGGAGAUGAACGACGCGCUGGACACCGUCUUCAAGGGCACGGUGCUGUACAAUGUCGUCAAGGGCGUCAUCCACUGCCUCAUCGGCAUCAAGAUCGACUCGGUGCAGAAGGGGCUGACGUGGGUGCACGACCACGCCCGCAUCGACCUCCCGCUCUUCCCCAACGACACCUUCUCCCAGGGCGCCUCCAACAGCAUCCAGGGCGACAGCGAGCUCACCAGCUUCCUCGCCACGCCCGCCUCCGUGACGACAGACGAGAUCACCGGCGCGGUCGAGCACGUCACCGACAUGCUCCACUCGGGCAUCGUCCAGGAGGCCAUCAUCUCGACGGCCCUGCUGCUCAUCUGGAUCAUCAUCAUCCUCAUCGGCCUCUGCCGCGCCCUCGCAGGCAUGGCAGCCCCCAACAGGACCCGCGCCGAGGGCGGCCAGCGCUACGCCAUGACCACCGCCGACCCCACCACUGCUACUACAGGCACGGCGGCGGUGGCGGGGGGCCCUGUCCGGACACGAUUCCCGCAGUUCGGAGGUGGCGGUGCCGCCAGCGCGACUGCGGACGACUUCGAGGCCCGGGCGGCGCGCGACGAGAAGCUGGCGGCCGGUGGGGUCCGCGGCGGGAAGGCGGGCGGGCUGAGGAGUCCCGGGUACUGGCGGGGUAGCAGCUACGGGCACGUUGAGGACGCCGGGAGGUAGGAACGGGCUCGGCUUGGUUAGUUGUGCCUCUACUUGGAAAAGGGGGAAGAGGGGGGCAUUGAGAGCGGUUUGGAAGGUUUAUUGCAUUCCCGGAACAGGCAGGGUUUAGACGGUUCCGGUGCUGGCGUUCUGCUGGCCGGCUUUUCACG